AACUCCAUCUUUGAAUUCGAAUCCAAAACAGAAUGCCGUUGCUCUGACCGUAUCUAGUCUAGGCAAACCAUGUCGAGCAGCCCGUUUCCGUAUACCUGUGAACUAUGUGGCGCGGAAGGCCUUACAGACGAGGGCAUGAGGACUCAUACACUGGAAGCCCACGUGGCAGGUCGUCCUGAUUGCCCGUUCUGUGACUGCACCGUUCCUCAGGCACAGCUGGUCAGCCAUGUACAGAGGGCUCAUCUACACUAUUUAACACCGGAAAGGGAGUUGAUGGCUUUUAUAGACGAUCAAAGUCCAAGCUUUGACGAUGAUUCCAAAAUGACAACAGACAGUUGUAGCUACAAUACACCCGGAUCUAUAAAUGGCUGGCACAGUCCAGACACCACGUCAUCAUACCACAACGGUGCCAUAUCUAAAAGCUCCUAUUACAAUGGUUUCCUAGAGAAAGAUAAUUAUCACAGCAAGAGUGAAAGGGACGACGAAAAGUUCUCGAGGUCACCUAAAAACAUCAAUCUGACUAAUGGCUUGAAAAAUGUUCAUAUCAAUAAUGGUGUUAUACCAAAAAAGAACUGCAGUAAAGAGAAUUCCAUCGAGCGCGAGGGAAUGAGCGUUAUUAAUGGGCAUGAUAAAAAAGGUAUUCACUCGAGCCCAAACCAUAAUAGUAAUGACAAUUCUCCGAAUAAGAAUAAGUUGACUAUGGCAAGUGCUGGUCAGGGUUCUCCACUUAGGUCACAACUAGCUCUAAAACUUAAAUCUAACACACCUAAGAAAUCUGCACCGACUCCUAGUCCUACAGUACAGUGUCUUCUGUGCGAAUUCAAAUCAACAUGUCCGCGAAAACUGGAGGAGCAUAUAAACAGGGCUCAUUUCGAUCUCACAUCGCCUUCUGUGAUGGCUAAUGCUAAUUCUAACUCCAAUAUCACCGAGAACGUGACCCUGGGGCUCAGCAACGCGACUUUGACCUUAGAAAACCCUACUUUAGCGUUGAGUGCCAUGGCCCUUUCCCCCGGACCUCACGGUUCCAAGUUUCAAUGUCCGAUUUGUGAGAGCGAGUUCGCUAAUGGAUCUGAUGUGGAAGUACACGUUAAUGUAGAGCACCGGGAUAUAUUGAGUCCUCAGAAGUCUGACCAAACGGACAAUGCUUCCUGUGAUGAUGUAGUUAUGAUGGAAGAGAGUCCAGUCAGCAACUGUCCUGUGUGCUGCCAGCCUUUGCCACUCUCGCAGAAUGAAUUGAUUCAGCACAUAGAGGAGCACUUUGAGAGAGGGGAAGAUGGUGGGGCCGCAACCCUCACAGCAGCCGAGAGGGAAGCUCAGAGGAAUAGGGAGGAGCAUGAAUUUCAACUAUUGCGGGCUCAAUACGGUAUGGAGGAAGAUGAGGAAGGCUACACGAGUCGUGCUGCCAGCAGUCUGAAGCGAGCCGUGUACAGCGGGGCACUCUCAGUUGCAGGCUACUAUGAGCGCAGUGUGGGACUCAAGAAGGCAACCGCUCAAGGCCUCGAUGCUGGAUGUUCUAGGACUAAUGGUAUCCUCGAGAGGAUAGCUCAGCUGAACUCGCAGAACCCCAGUAUAGCGAAAACAUACCUGUGCAGUGCGGUCGACCACUACGCAAGCACGUACGGAGACCGCGGCUGGGGGUGCGGAUAUAGGAAUAUGCAAAUGGUGCUAUCUUCUUUGGUGCGCCACCCGCCGUACGCGGCGCUUCUCAGCGGCGUCACGGAGCGGGAGUGCGAAUGCGUGCCUUCCAUACCAAGCCUGCAGCUGCUGGUGGAGAGGGCCUGGCAGCUCGGCUUCGACACACAGGGUUCAGAACAAUUAGGCUGUAAACUACACAACACAAGGAAAUGGAUUGGUGCUUGCGAGGUUGUCACCGUAUUGUCUUCACUUAGGAUAAGGUGCCAGCUAAUAGACUUCCACAAGCCGACGGCGGGCGACGGCAGUCACCCCGCGCUUUUCGACUGGGUGCUGCGAUAUUUCCAGAACGACCCAAACGCGUUCAAACCGCCGCUGUAUCUGCAACAUCAAGGUCACUCGCGAACAAUAAUAGGUUACGAGAGGCACAAAGACGGCAAGGCUACUCUACUAGUUUUGGACCCUUCGCAUUCUCCCGCGCAGGUACGGCAAGUGGUAUGCGGCAGUGCGUCUAGCAGCGCGACUGCGUUGCGACUGUUGCGUCGCGGCGCGUCCGCGUUGCGCGCCAAGCAGUACCAGCUGCUGUGUGUGAACGGGGUCAUGGCGUCCGAUACUGAGUAUCAGGCCAGUAAAGUCCUCCAAUCGGUGCGCAUACCUUAGGUGAAUUCCCCGCCCAGUGUUAACGGACUGUAUUCACGCAAGCCUCUCAUUAUACAAUAUACAUUAUACAUAAUUAUACAGGUACCCGCGAGCUGCUUGACACACCCUUGUAUAACUAUUCUACGAUAUAAAUAUUAGUUAGACAUUUCUCGGGUAAGGACUAGUGUUGUUGAAGAGAUUAUUUUAAUAUAAAAUAUACCAUACAAAUAUGUUCAUUUU
Molecule: messenger RNA, 2511 nt
Organism: Pararge aegeria (speckled wood butterfly)
Lineage: Eukaryota; Metazoa; Arthropoda; Insecta; Lepidoptera; Nymphalidae
Product: zinc finger-containing ubiquitin peptidase 1-like
Exons: 16
Coding region: 70-2292 (740 amino acids)
Source: RefSeq, a predicted model, not a curated record